This is a messenger RNA of Pyrus x bretschneideri (Chinese white pear), 1077 nucleotides long. Its product is annotated as cytochrome P450 81Q32. Lineage: Eukaryota; Viridiplantae; Streptophyta; Magnoliopsida; Rosales; Rosaceae. The record is from RefSeq and is a predicted model, not a curated record. Gene Ontology annotation, molecular function: iron ion binding; oxidoreductase activity, acting on paired donors, with incorporation or reduction of molecular oxygen; monooxygenase activity.
UUGUACUUAACGAUAAUUAUGCAAUAAAAUAAUAAAGCAUUUCAUAUGAUUCACAUAAAAUUCCCCUUAUAAAUAUCACUUCUUCACAACUCAUUCUAACUCAUUUCAACCAUGGAAGACUUCUUGUUCUACAUAUCCCUCUCCCUUAUCUUCCUGUUCUUCACCUUCAAAUUCCUCCUCGUGAGAAAACGACCUCAACUUAACCUCCCACAAGGCCCACUUUCCCUCCCAAUCAUCGGCCACCUCCACCUCCUUAACUUCCCAGUCCACCGAACAUUACACCACCUCUCCCAAAAACACGGCCCCAUAUUCUCCCUCUGGUUCACCUCACGCCGCGUGGUCAUAGUCUCCUCCUCGUCCGCAGUUCAGGAAUGCUUCACCAAAAAUGACAUUGUCCUAGCCAACCGCCCACGUUUGCUCAUGGGCAAGCACAUAGGCUACAACUACACCACCGAAGUCGCUUCUCCAUAUGGCGAUCACUGGCGCAACCUCCGCCGGAUUAGUGCCAUCGAAAUCUUCUCCACUGCUCGACUCAAUACAUCCUCGAACAUCCGAAAGGAAGAGGUCAAACACUUACUAGUCUCAUCCGAAGACUGUACUAUUGAAGGAUUUGACGUGCCGCGUGGCACAAUAGUAUUGACCAAUGCAUGGGCCAUACACAGGGACCUAAAGUUGUGGGACGAUCCUGAAAGCUUCAAGCCUGAGAGGUUCGAAAGUGGUGAGGAUAUGUCGCAUAAGCUUAUAACAUUUGGAUCGGGAAGAAGGGCUUGCCCAGGAGCAGGACUAGCCCAACGCGUGGUGGGAUUGACUUUAGGGUCAUUGAUCCAAUGUUUCGAGUGGGAGAGAGUUGGUGAGGAGGAGGUUGAUAUGACUGAAGGUAAAGGACUCACUAUGCCUAAAGCUGUGCCAUUGGAGGCCAUGUGUAAAACACGCUCAAUUGUAAACAAAGUAAUUAUAUCUUAAAUUAUAUAAAUAAUUUAGUAUUGUAUUAGCAAAAGAGGGAAGCUGCAAGACAUAGUUAAUGAUCUUUGUCUACUUAAUUGAUAUACCAUUCCUAUUCCCCUUUUCCAUUUUCAA